GCCGUGAAAACGAAGUAAACAAAAACAAACAUGAAGUCGAAGGAGUUGUCCGUAGACCUCCGAGACAGAAUUGUCUCGAAGCACAAAUCCGGGGAAGGCUACAGAAAAAUAUCCGCUGCCUUGAAUGUCCCAAUGAGCACAGUGGCCUCCAUCAUCCGUAAAUGGAAGAAGUUCGGAACCACCGUCAGUCUUCCGAGAGCUGGCCGGCCGUCUAAGCUGAGCGACCGGGGGAGAGGGACCCUCGUCGGGGAGGUGCCCAAGGACCCCAUGGUCGCUCUGUCAGACCUCCAGCACUCCUCCGAGGAGAGAGGAGAACCUUCCAGUAGGACAAGCAUCUCUGCAGCAAUCCACACAUCAGGCCUGUAUGGCACAGCGGCCAGACGGAAACCAUUUCUUAGUAAAAACUCCAAGACUAAACAAAUGGUUCACCAAAAGUCCAGGAGAAAGUCUACCCCGAAGAAAAAAAUGACGGGCAACGUGGACACCCAGUUCACGUGCCCUUUUUGUAACCACAAGAAGUCAUGUGACGUGAAAAUGGAUAGAACUCAAAACGUAGGAAUUAUAUCAUGCAGCGUUUGCUUGGAGGAGUUCCUGACUCCUAUAACAUAUUUGUCAGAGCCAGCGGAUGUUUACAGUGACUGGAUAGCAGCCUGGAUAGCCGUCAACACGCCGAUCUGUGACCAGCCGUGAAUGUGUCACGCAUACUUUCAUUUUAGAUUAUGAGCAUUCCAGCAUAUAUUUUUCUAAAGUAUGUUUCCUAAUAAUUGUUUUUUUUAUGGAACAUAUUUGCAGUAUUAUACAUUGUGAUUAAUACAUCACAAUAUGCGAUUUUCUGCUCUUUUUGACAUCUGCUAGUGGGUUUUGGCCAAGUAUGCACCAAUAAAAGCAAAAAAUCAC
Entelurus aequoreus (snake pipefish) is the source of this 897-nucleotide messenger RNA. RefSeq lists its product as uncharacterized. The record is from RefSeq and is a predicted model, not a curated record. Gene Ontology annotation, cellular component: transcription elongation factor complex. Gene Ontology annotation, biological process: DNA integration; DNA transposition; transcription elongation by RNA polymerase II. The transcript has 4 exons. Lineage: Eukaryota; Metazoa; Chordata; Actinopteri; Syngnathiformes; Syngnathidae. The coding region runs from base 31 to 690 and encodes 219 amino acids. Gene Ontology annotation, molecular function: RNA polymerase II complex binding; DNA binding.